AAUAUAACUCAAACGUACAAAAAAAAUACCAUUUAAAAAUAUGAACAAAAAAAACACUAGCAAAACGCCGUACAGGGAAAGGUUUAGGCGAUGUAAUCUGGAAUAUACUAAUGAACGCCUUUGGGAACAAAGUUAUUUGAAGGCCAGAUGUAAGGAGUUGCACUUAGAGGAAGAAUAUAUGAAAUAUAAGAUUCGCUUGAUGAUCAGUUCCCUCACCGUUUUCGUCCCCAUGUUAAUAAUAUUGAUCGUAGCUCUUCAAGUAAUCAUAUGGUCAUUUACUGAGUAUAACAAAUACAUCUACAUAAAUGCGAUAUUUGACUUAGGAUCAUUAAUUUUAGUCACGGGCUUACUGAGCAUCAAUUUCUUUGAAGGCUUUAUAAACCGCCACAGAUGGGUCUUGACUUUCACCUCGACUUUGUCGGCAUAUGUUGUGGUUUUGGGUGAUAUAGCCUUUAACACAUAUUAUUAUUACAAAUCUGCCUGGCCUCUUAACACCUUAUACGAUGUCUUUGUGCUCUGCAUGAUCUACAUGUUCCUGCCAAUACCUUCGAGCAAAGCAGCAGCUCUGCUAGCCAUAUCUGUUAGUCUAACAUAUGUGAUAUAUUUCAUUCACUUUAUGGCAUUCAACGAGCAUAAUGUUGCUAAAUAUGUUCAUGGUCUGGAUAUAGUAUCAAUAGAUUUUUUUCACUACCUGGGCUUCAAUAUGAUGGGAAUAUUCUUCAGAAUCAUGAACGACACCAUGGUGCGGUCGUCUUUCCUGGACCGAUACCAGUUCAUCACGGAGGAGAUUUGGCUACGCCAAGCUCGCCGUCAAGAGUCCUUGCUUCUGGACAGCAUACUUCCACCGCAGAUUGCGAAGCCCAUUCAGAAAAGCAUUAAGGAAAAGAUCAUGCGGCCCGACAACGACUUCUACCAUCUGGGCACUUCCCGGAAAGCAGAAAACUUCAUGUCCAUCCAGAUUCACAACGAUGUCAGUAUCCUGUAUGCUGAUCUGGUGAACUACACCCAAUUGACCACAACACUGCCGGUGGAGAAGCUGGUGAAGGUUCUGCACGACCUCUACGCCAGAUUUGAUUUGGCUGCCGUCUCUUUCAAGGUGCAGCGCAUCAAGUUCUUGGGCGAUUGCUACUACUGUGUGGCGGGUUUGGGCGAAGCUGAUCCCGAUCACGCUACCAUGGCUGUGUCUCUGGGAAUUUCCAUGAUUGCUAAUAUUAAGGAGGUGAGUGUGAAUCGUUCCUUGAAUAUUGGCAUGCGAAUUGGUGUCCAUUCGGGAACAUUGUUUGCAGGUGUGAUCGGCGAGGCCAAGCUACAGUACGAUAUAUGGGGUACCGACGUGAAUAUUGCCAGUCGUUUGGAAGCAACCGGAAGUCCUGGGUAUGUGCAUGUUAGUGGACGAACUCUGAGUAGCUUGAACGCUGCGGAAUACAGGAUAUAUCCGGGCACGGAAGCGGCCCAGAAGGAUCCCGUACUGCAGAAACAUCCGAUGAGCACCUAUCUCCUCGCCGUCAUACCAUCACGUGAUUCAGAUAAUAUUAUGAGCGUAGUUGAGGGUGUUCCUAACCUGGACCUUCAAACCGUGGGAUCUAACCGAAAAUCCCAGAUUUUGAAGCCGGAUUCACUGUCCGAUGAAAUGCGUGAGGAAUUUAGAAAGAUGCCGGUGGGUGGCUUAAAAUUUCAAUUCCCUUGGUCACGACGAGAAAGAAAUGUGAAAAUCGAGAAGGUCGAACGCGAUUUGGGCCUAUAUUGUGUAGCAUUUAAGGACAAAUCUGUGGAAUGGAAUUAUUUGCAUCAGCCCGAUUAUAUUUUUAAAUACUCAGUGGCGCUCGGCUGGGGAAUUGGGUGCUGCCUCAUUUACAUCCAGUCCGUGAACAACUCAGAUCUCUUUUAUACGGGUGUUUUCAUUGACAUAAUGGCGUUUUUCGUCCUGACUUUCCUACUAUUCAUCUGCUGGUACAAGAAAGUGUGCUGGUGGCAUAGUGGACAGAACGAGCUCAGGAGUUACGGCAAACUCAGCUGCGCCAUAUUCAACUUGUUUGAAAAGAUCCAGCACAGUUUUGUCCUUCGCCUCACUGUCUACAUGAUUAUAAUAGUGUGCUAUUACUUGGUGCUCUCCUUGAUAUUGAUGAGCUGUGAAAAGGACCAAUAUGAGUUGGACAUUAUAGAGAGCAAGCUCUAUAACUAUGACAUGGAUCCGUUUACCUGCUUCCACCCCUGGGCCUAUACGAACAUGAUGGCCCUGAUCCUGGGAAUGAGUUACACCUUCGCCCGCAUACCCUUCGCCCUCAAGACCUUCAUCGGUUGCAUUGAAGCUGUGGCCUUCGUCCUGGUUGUGUGCUUCCAGUACGCCUUCAUUUUUGAGCACAGUGUCACCACAUCGCCCUAUUUGAAGGCUGAAAUAGCGCAUUCCUGCAGGGUGUGCAUGAUGCUGAUAACUAUGUACGCUAAGGAACGUCAGACAGAGUUCAACACUAAAAUGAACUACAAGCUCAACCUGGACCUGCAGAAAAAGCAAAAAUCGGCCGAUGUAACCAACCAGUCCAUCAUAAUCCUGCUUAACAACAUUCUUCCAUCUCAUGUUGUCGAGGUAUAUCUCAGCUCUAUAGCCAGACACGAAUUGUAUUAUGAAAACUAUCGAAUGGUAUCAGUCAUGUUUGCCAUGCUCACAAACUUUCAAAUGGAUCUGCCCAGCUUAAGAGUGCUAAAUGAUAUAAUCACAGCAUUCGACAGACUGCUUUCUGCCUACAAGCAAUAUUACGUAGUCGAAAAAAUCAAAGUCGUGGGAUGCACUUAUAUGGCGGCCUGUGGAUUGGACUUCAGCCUGAUCGAAAACAUUGAUAGCAACUCGAAUUUCGGCAGUACAUCAUUGUCAUCCGAAUUAGAACAGGUGCGUUCGCGUUUGGAGUCAUCUAUCAGAGAGAGGAACCAUGAUGAGGUGGCUUUUAUAAUGGCUACGUUUGCUCUGGACCUGAUGCGUGUCCUGUCGGUGUGCAACAAGGCUUACGCCGGAAAACCCUUCGAUCGGGCAUUGUCCACCGGCGAGAUAAGGAUCGGUAUCUCUACGGGUCAGAUAAUGGCUGGGGUGGUGGGCGCUUCCCAGCCGCACUACGACAUCUGGGGCAACCCGGUCAAUAUGGCCUCUAGAAUGGAAUCGACUGGUUUGUCUGGCCAUAUUCAGGUUACAAAGGAGACUGCCCAAACGCUCGAGGAGUUCGAUGUUAUGUGCUAUUAUCGCGGCUUAACCUUUGUGAAGGGUCGUGGUGAAAUUCCCACCUACUUUGUGGGCAUCGAUAAAGACCUAAAGUUCAUGUCCAAGAAAAUCGAUAGAGCUUCGGAGAACCCAUCAGAUCUAAAACCUGACCUGGACGGCUCCUAAGACAGAUGCAAAUUUUUUCGGUAAAAUCUUCAUAAUAUGGAAUUAGAAUGGCAAAUGCAUAUUGAAGGCUACGUUUCUCAAAUUUUGAGAUCGUAGUUCUUGACUGUAAAAUUUGAGAUGCGUAGCCUUACAAAAUGAUGUGGACUCAAAUCUUGUAAAAAUUAUGUGGAAAAUAAAUAUUUUUAAUACCUUA
Drosophila simulans is the source of this 3566-nucleotide messenger RNA. It is a transcript of the gene ACXA, whose product is annotated as adenylyl cyclase X E. NCBI's taxonomy places the organism in Eukaryota, Metazoa, Arthropoda, Insecta, Diptera, Drosophilidae. The transcript has 12 exons. The coding region runs from base 41 to 3373 and encodes 1110 amino acids. The record is from RefSeq and is a predicted model, not a curated record. Gene Ontology annotation, biological process: adenylate cyclase-activating G protein-coupled receptor signaling pathway; cAMP biosynthetic process; intracellular signal transduction. Gene Ontology annotation, molecular function: adenylate cyclase activity.